This is a messenger RNA of Olea europaea var. sylvestris, 927 nucleotides long. RefSeq names its product transcription factor JUNGBRUNNEN 1-like. The transcript has 2 exons. NCBI's taxonomy places the organism in Eukaryota, Viridiplantae, Streptophyta, Magnoliopsida, Lamiales, Oleaceae. Gene Ontology annotation, biological process: regulation of DNA-templated transcription. The record is from RefSeq and is a predicted model, not a curated record. Gene Ontology annotation, molecular function: DNA binding. Bases 39 to 770 code for a protein of 243 amino acids.
UUCAUUUCUGCAUAGUUGUUAAUCUCUCUCUGAAAUUAAUGGUUCUAAUUCAAUUUGCUGGAUUUGCAGAAGGUAGUAAUGUAGGAGACAAGGAGUGGUACUUUUUUUGCAAAAGAGGAAGAAAAUACAGGAACAGUAUAAGACCCAACAGAGUGACAGUUUCUGGAUUCUGGAAAGCCACUGGUAUUGAUAGACCAAUUUAUUCUUCCAGUGGAGACUGCAUUGGACUAAAGAAAUCCCUCGUAUAUUAUCGUGGAAGUGCUGGAAAAGGCACCAAGACUGAUUGGAUGAUGCACGAGUUUCGCCUUCCACCCAGAGAAGAUAAAAGCGCCAAACUUGUCGAACCCAGAAGCCUUGCUGAUCAAGAAGCUGAAGUUUGGACGCUAUGUCGAAUUUUAAAGCGGAAUAUUUCCAAUAAGAAGUGCAGACCAGACUGGAGAGAAGUCUGUGCCAAGAGAAAUAUCAGUACUAACCCAGCUGAUGCAAGCUCCAAAACAUGCAGCUGGGACUCUGAUCAUAAUAACCAUAGUUAUAUUAGUUUUGAUGCUCCGAUUAUUCGACAAAAUGAGAAGAAAACCUAUCCUUAUUUUGGUGAAAAUAUUGGAAACCAACAAUAUUUAGGUCAUUUCAGCACUGAUUCACCGGUGCCACCUGCUGCAUCAUCCUUCUCCAGUUCUGCGCGUUCAGACUUUAACGACCUGUUAAAGCCCGCAGAUUGGGAGGAUCUCAGAUCGAUUGUGGAUUGUGCUGGUAAUCCUUUCUAUUUGUAGAACUUUUAUGUCAUAGAAUAUAUGUGUUAAAUUGUAUCAGUGACUUUAAUUAGCAGAUAAAACAUUUGGAGAAUAUCUGUCUCUAUAUGUGGGAUUUUUACUUUGCAAUAAUGUAUAGAUCUAAUCUAUUUCAAUACGCCAGUGUAGUUUAUGUUUA